This is a messenger RNA of Vavraia culicis subsp. floridensis, 2013 nucleotides long. RefSeq lists its product as uncharacterized. The transcript has a single exon. The record is from RefSeq and is a predicted model, not a curated record. Lineage: Eukaryota; Fungi; Microsporidia; Pleistophoridae. Bases 1 to 1995 code for a protein of 664 amino acids. Gene Ontology annotation, molecular function: protein binding.
AUGCUUGCUGUAGAGGACGGCCUGUUGUACUUUUCUAAAAACCAAAUGCUUGUCACGUACAGACUUGAUUUUACUACCUCAGCAAAGAAAGAAGAAGAAAUGUCUGAGCUGGAGAAGGUACGGAAUGAGCUGUACGGUGAUGAGAAGUACCUGGUGAAAGUUGAUGAAUACGAAUAUUCCAGUACUAUAACAGCAAUGGUUUUGCUAAAACAUAAGUUGGUGAUUGGAACAGCUGAGGGAAAGCUCUUUUUCAACCAAAAUCAGGUUUUGGCUCUCGAUGCACAGAUCUCUGCGCUGUUCUACAACGAGCCAUUUCUGGUCAUUGCUACGAAUGCCGGGUUGAUCCAGAUAUACAGCAAUAAGCAUAUAUGCUUCCAAUACUGGCACAGAUCGCCGGUUAAUCAAAUUGCGUUCACCAAUCUCAUUUAUCUACACGAUGGCAACAGCAGGUUGGUUGUGAUAGAUCCUGUGCUGAGUCUCAGCAAAUUACAGCGAAAUUUGGGUGAUGCUAGCGGCCAAAAUGAUGAGCUAUGCAUCGAUAAAACACAUGGUGCUGUGUCCGGCCAAAAAAAGAGAGAGGAGCAGUUCGAUAACCUCAAUUUUCCAUUUCACUUUUUUGACAAGUAUCUUUUUAUCUCGGAUGACAACAUACUCUACACCAAAACGGUUAACAACUUCAGUUCGCUUAUAAAACUUGAUGAGAAGAUCGUGGACUUUACUUUCAGCACCAAUGGCGGCAUUCUCUUCCUAUUGGAAGAAGGCAGGAUUAAAAUAGUGGAUUUUUGCGAGCAGGAAGUUAUUCGAGAGAUUAGAAUAUACAGAGGUGAUGCUGGCCGUAUUUUGUAUCAUAAUAACGCUUUAUUGUAUGGUAAAGAUAAAUUGAACAUUAUCAAGGAUGUGCUAGACACUGCGGAGCAGGCGAAAAAGAUGAAAGAGAUUGUUUUGCAGGAGAAUAGGUUCUACGUGCGCAGAAAGACAGAAAACGUUCCUUCGAGCAGCGAGGAUGAAGAGCUAAGGGAUCUUUUCCAUAAGCAGGAAAGGCGAAAUACUGACAAGCGAGGCGAGCACGCAAAUGAUGAAAUAUCUGCUGAAGAAGAGUACGGUGAGGAACACGCAAUGAAUGAUACUGCGUCGGAUAGACAGGUAGUGGUUACGAAAGAAAGCCAUGUGUGGACGUCCGGCCGGGUACAUGAAAACAAUGUCAUACUCUUGAGUUACAAUGAAACGGGGUUUUUACUGUGUAAACAGGACGUAUCUGUGAAUCUGAUUGAACUUGUGUUCCACGAUCACAUGAUCAGCAACAAGAUCAUUCACUGCAAACUGAAAAGCGAUAAAGGAUGCUUUGAUGCUGAUGGUGUGCUUCUGAGCACACAAACGAUCUUGACAUACUAUGAGGAUACCAAGAAAUGGGAACUUGACAUUUCUGCGGUUGAAGGCCUUAAAGGUAAAAAAAUAAAAUUUCUAGGACUGUCCGAGCAUGUGUAUGUUGUUGUUGAGAGUGCAGCAUACGAUAGCUUAAUUGUUCUGUGCAAGGAAGGAAAGAUAAGGGAUGUGUACGAUCUGCCACGUGCCAAUACAUUUGUGGUAAAACACGGGGUUAUCCUGAUAGUAUCAAGCAAUCAGCUUUUCAUCUACGGCAAUGGGCAUGUCAGGACCGUUGAUUUAAUUGGAGCAGUAAAUUUUUUGUGCGUUGAUAGCAGGAAACGGAUAUAUUACGCAAAUUCAGAGUACAUUUAUAGGUUAGAGAAUUCGAUGUCAAAGAGAUUGAUUCAGUACACGAACAAAACCAUUCUUUGCUACCAUGAUAACACAUUUAUAGCGCUUAACAAGCUCUUUCCGGUUCCUGAUGUAGAGUAUCUCAGGGUAGAAGAAAAAACUGAGAAUGAAAUAAGAAAGGAACCAAAAACAACCUAUAGUAACGCGCAGGAGAACCAUAACAGGUUUGAAAAUGUUCCUAAACGCGUUCGAAAAUAUAAUCCGUUGCAAAAGCAUUAAAUGUUUGUUGUGAGCUCA